Molecule: messenger RNA, 3286 nt
Organism: Octopus sinensis (East Asian common octopus)
Lineage: Eukaryota; Metazoa; Mollusca; Cephalopoda; Octopoda; Octopodidae
Product: tubulin alpha-3 chain
Exons: 3
Coding region: 155-1507 (450 amino acids)
Biological process (GO): mitotic cell cycle; microtubule cytoskeleton organization
Cellular component (GO): microtubule; cytoplasm
Molecular function (GO): GTP binding; structural constituent of cytoskeleton
Source: RefSeq, a predicted model, not a curated record
AAGAAAUAGAAGAAGGGUAGGAGUGGGAGGAGAAGUUUGAGGAGGAAAGAAAGAGAGAGUAAAAAUAGGGGUUGUGGAAUUCUUUGAAAUAGUGAAGAAAAAGUCUGGAAACAUUAAGCCUGUGUGAGUUAGCAGUUCGUCCAAGAGUUACAAAAUGAGGGAGUGUAUCAGUAUCCAUGUUGGACAGGCUGGAGUACAAAUUGGUAACGCCUGCUGGGAACUCUAUUGUCUGGAACAUGGAAUUCAACCGAAUGGCCAGAUGCCAGUUGAUACGUUUAUACCUGGAGGUGAUGAUUCCUUCAACACUUUUUUCCGUGAAACUGGUGCUGGAAAACACGUCCCUCGGGCUGUAUUUGUAGAUUUGGAACCAACAGUUGUCGAUGAGGUCCGUACCGGUCAGUACAGACAACUGUUCCACCCUGAGCAACUCAUCACAGGAAAGGAAGAUGCAGCCAAUAACUACGCCAGAGGUCAUUAUACCAUUGGGAAAGAAAUUGUUGAUUUGGUUAUCGACCGAAUUCGCAAGCUGGCUGACCAAUGCACCGGACUUCAAGGUUUCCUCCUGUUUCACAGUUUUGGUGGUGGUACUGGUUCUGGAUUCACAUCUCUUCUUAUGGAACGUCUCAGUGUUGACUAUGGAAAAAAGUCCAAAUUAGAAUUUUCCAUUUAUCCUGCCCCUCAAGUUUCAACGGCUGUUGUAGAACCAUACAAUUCUAUCCUGACCACCCAUACCACUCUUGAGCACUCUGAUUGUGCUUUCAUGGUUGAUAAUGAAGCUAUCUAUGAUAUCUGCCGAAGAAAUCUUGAUAUUGAUCGUCCCAGCUACACUAACCUGAAUCGCUUGAUUGCUCAGGUUGUCAGUUCAAUCACUGCCUCUCUGAGGUUUGAUGGUGCUCUUAACGUUGAUCUGACUGAGUUCCAGACCAACUUGGUACCUUAUCCUAGGAUCCAUUUCCCAUUGGCUACUUAUGCACCAAUCAUUUCUGCUGAGAAAGCCUAUCAUGAACAACUGACUGUAGCUGAGAUUACAAACGCCUGCUUUGAACCAGCAAACCAGAUGGUUAAGUGUGAUCCACGUCAUGGGAAAUACAUGGCAUGCUGUAUGUUGUACCGUGGUGAUGUCGUACCAAAAGAUGUCAACGCUGCCAUUGCAACUAUCAAGACAAAGAGGUCAAUCCAGUUUGUUGACUGGUGUCCAACUGGCUUCAAGGUUGGUAUCAACUACCAGCCACCAACUGUUGUUCCAGGAGGUGAUCUUGCAACAGUCCAACGUGCUGUGUGCAUGUUGAGCAACACGACAGCAAUUGCUGAAGCUUGGGCUCGUCUUGAUCACAAGUUUGAUCUGAUGUAUGCCAAACGUGCUUUCGUUCACUGGUAUGUGGGAGAAGGUAUGGAAGAAGGUGAGUUCUCUGAAGCUCGUGAGGAUUUGGCAGCUCUGGAGAAGGACUAUGAAGAGGUUGGAAUAGAUUCUCUAGAUGCAGAAGAAGAAGAACAAGAAGAAUACUAAAUAAACACCAGAAGCCAUGCAUCGUGCUGUCGAGGGGUUUUGUUAAACUUAAGUAAAAACAACAAAAACUAUUUUUUAGACAAAUAUAACUUUUAUGGAAUUUCCAUCAUAUCAUCAUAGAACUGUUAUUGUGGAGUUGUUUCUAUUGAAAUGUCAUCAUACUGCUAUAAACUCAGAAAUGUCUGCAUGAGGCUCUGUCAUAAUAACGUCAUCAAAGACUAUCAUUUUCCAAUUGUCGUCACAGAGAAUUCAUCAUUUCUUUGCCAUUGUACUGUCACAACUGAGCUGUAGCAGUACAAUGCUUUCAUAUCAAAGAGCUAUCGUGUAAAAGUGUCAUAACAUAGCUAUCAUGACGGCUCUGUUGUCACAGAGUUGACAUAUGUAACAGCGCUGUCAUUACAGAACCGUCAUACUAAGAAGCCUUAUCACACGGCUUUCACUGUCAUGACAGAGUUGUCAUAACUAAUAGCUGUCAUGACAGAGCUGCCGUGCUAAUAAGUGCCAACACAUGACUAUCAUACCGCCACUGUCAUGACAGGGCUGUCAUAACUAACAGCACUGUCAUCACAAAUGGCGUUAGCAUUCUGAUUUCAUAAAUGUCAGCAUAAAGCUGUUACCAUAAUGAUUCCAUGGUUCAGCAAUCACUGAAAAGCUGAUAUUACAAAGCUGUCAUAACAAAACUACAAUCACAGGGAUGUUAUAACAGAAGUGUUAUGUCACUGCUGUCUUCACGAAGCUGUCAUUAUAGAGCAGCUAUUACAAUGGUGACAUGACAGAGUUGUGUGAGUAUGUAUGUAUGCCAUAAAAUGUUCAGGCUCUUAUCCAUAUCGACUUUCAGAAAGGCAGCCCUUUGAACCGUGAAGGUAAUAAUCUUCAUAAUCUCGUUCAAAAUCGAAGCCCAUAUCUACAAACAUAGCUAUUACUACUACUACUACUACUACUACUACUACUACUACUACUACUACUACUACUACUACUACAGUUAGAGACAAGAGAAUCAAUACUAAACAACGAUAUUGACAGCUAUGACGUUACAGAUCUUUCCGAGUUCAGGCAUUGAAAACUGAAGGAAAGAAUACAAAGAAUCUCUAUAUUUAGAAAAUAACAUUGUUUUGAAAAUGAAUGUUAUAUUUAGCAAUAUUCAAAAAGUGUUAUAAUUAGCAAUAUUCAAAAAGAAAGGGAAAUGUUCAUAAAUAGAAAUCUAUUAGACCAGUUAUCGUGUUAAAAAGUUGAUAGAAGAUUUUGAUAUGUUCUAUAACAGUUUUUUUUUUUAUCAUGUCUACUCGAUCAGAAGUUAAAAAAAUAACAACAGCAAACUCUUCGAGAGAACCUCUAACAGCCAAAUUUUCCUCAAAUCCCACUACAUUGUAUUAGGAAACGAAAGGACGCAUUAGAUAAUCAGGGUUCUGUUUUGUCAUAACUGCACUUGAUCAAGGUUUACUUAGAACUAAACAACAACAAAAUACGCGUGAUUCUCUGCGAGGUCGUUUGAUCUGUUGGAAAUGGUCACUAAGACCGUCCUCAUACCGCACCCUACCGACUUAAAAAAGGGAGGACAAGUCUGAAAACUACUAUGAGAUGCAUGGUGCCUUAAGAUUUAAAACUUCUUCAUGUUGUAUAUGUAGGGCAGGUUAGCUAAUCUCACUGAGAUUAUCCUACCCUUGUGCUAUUUAUACCCAUACAACAAAUUGUUAUUGUUUCGUUCUGUGUUAACCUUAAUCGAGAAAAUAUAAUCAUGAGCAUCUCAGCCAUGAUCUUUUUACAGAUAACAUUGGAUGU